CAAGAAGUCAGUUUCUAAUGGACUUUUGGAUCACCUAUUGGUAUGUAGUUUAAAAGACACUUUGACCUUUUAUCUUUGAGAUAUUUGUCAUUAUUCACCUGAACUUUUUUGGAUUUUUUGCUAGCCCCGCUACAACAGGACAAGCUUUAACCAAGCCAAGCGGUUCUCAAACAAAAGGCACUGUGAUCUGUUUAUUGGACCUUACUGUCCAGCCUUUGUCUUGGCCUUGAGUUUUAUUAUGUCUACACUUUAACUACAGCAGUAUAGUGAAAUACAAAUUUCCAGAACACUGGUGAACACGUUAAUAAUUACGAAUAGGUUUAUUACUGUAUUUAAUUUGUGAUUAUUCCGAUCCGUUAAUACAGUUCAGAAUUACAAUAAUCAUCAUGAAUGACUGUAAGUCUUGUUUAACUGUCGAUGAUGCUUUCGCAUGUAUACUCGAAACGAAAAUGUCACAAAUAAAGCUUCUCAAUCAUGGAGACCUAGCGAAGAUUAACCACAACGAAUUAGUACAUGAAAUACGUUCAUCAAUGGCAGCACUACUUCCCGGGGAUUCGGACAAAACAGAGAUCAUGAAUCAUGCAUUGAUAAUUCAAAGCAAAGUGAAGAACUUUAUUAGUAGUUCUCUUUCUUUAAUACUAAGCAACAUUCCUGCUAGCCAACAGCAAGGAACAUCACUUUCUUCUAUUUCUGCAACUAGAAUUAAGUGUACGGCAACCUGUAAAUUCGAACACUUAGAAAAGGGAAAGUCUUUAGAAUGUAGUUUGUGCCAAGAAGGGUAUCACAGAUUGUGCGUUGAUCUCAGUACAAAGGCCAAUCCUAGAGUUUGGAUUUGCCCUUCUUGUAAGGAUAUUCCUAAAAACUUUAACAAACUAAAUGGGAAAACAUCGCAGCUAGAGGAAGAAGUCACAAAUUUGAGGAAGUUAAAUCACUCACUUUCGCUACAAAUUAAGGAACAAAAUGAUAUAAUUGUUCGACUACAAUCAUCUUGGAACAAUCAUUUAUGUAAUAGUACGAGUGGUACGAAUAACAAUGAAAAUACACAAUGCACAACAUCGACCAACUUACCAAAGGGGCCGCUAUCAGUUUCGGAUAAGCCGAUUACGCCGCACACAAAUUUGGAUAAUCCAGUAUCGCCAAGUAAUUACACUACCCUACUGAUUGGCGACUCUAUUGUUCGGGACAUAAGAGAGAAAGGUCUACAAGGAACCAAGGUAAUCUGUAUGCGUGGAGCUAAAACGCUGGACGUACUUAACAAACUUAAAAACGUCGAAGAUUUUAGCACAAUUAUUAUACAUGUUGGUACUAAUGAUUGCAACAAUAAUGAUCAAAUGGAACUAGGAAUUAAUCAUUAUAACGAAAUGAUUAACAGUCUUAGGUGCCGAAUCCCAGAAGCAAAUCUAGUUUUAUCUACAGUAUGUCCCCGUGUAGACAACCCUGAGCAUCAAAAACGUGUUGAAACGUUCAAUAUGAACAUAAUGAAUCUCGUUAAUUCAACGGAGAACUGUAAACUUCUCGACAACGACGAAGCAUUCACACUUCGCAAUGGGAACAUAGUGGAGAGGAGCCUGAAUGGAGGAGGUCUGCAUCUUUCAAAAGAAGGAACCCGUGCCUUACUACACAAUAUAAAUGUGAUUCACACUAUCAUUCCUUCACAUUCAUCGAAUAGAAAUACGCGUAGACCGCUUCAUUCAAGAAAUCAACAUCAUAGGGCCAGAGCAUAUUCAGCCACAUCGUUUGAACGCGCUUCAUCUUAGCAAACAUAUGAUCACGCAUCUUAAACCUUUGAUACACCUUUUGAGUAUAGGUACACAGAGCGUCGCAAGGCAAAUAGGUCUUACUUUUUCCGGGGUCGCCGUAGUCAUACUGCGUCGUCUUUACGAUGCUCUAAAUGCGGUUUAACAAAUCAUGCAACAAGGGACUGUUAUCAUAAUCAACCUGUUCGAUGUAACGUAUGUCGUAAAUAUGGACAUAAAGCUUACCUUUGUCGCGCCGAAGAUCAUCAACAAAGUGGGAGAAUUGAUCCACACUCAAACAUACACAGUACAUAGGACAACGGCAACAGUAUUGUGAACACUAGCAAUGUCUUUACUUUAUUACGAGAUGAAAUGAAAGAUAUAGUUUAUUCAGACAUUGACGUCCCCAAUCAGAAUUCAGAAAUAACUGUAACACAUUCUCAUGGGCCAGCGAUAAGUAAUAUUAACCAACGAAGGGGAAAAAAGCGCCAUAGACGA
Messenger RNA from Anneissia japonica, 2234 nucleotides. RefSeq lists its product as uncharacterized. The coding region runs from base 387 to 1757 and encodes 456 amino acids. Lineage: Eukaryota; Metazoa; Echinodermata; Crinoidea; Comatulida; Comatulidae. The record is from RefSeq and is a predicted model, not a curated record. The transcript has 2 exons.